Messenger RNA from Cylindrotheca closterium, 1260 nucleotides. The record is from the annotation of a GenBank genome assembly. NCBI's taxonomy places the organism in Eukaryota, Bacillariophyta, Bacillariophyceae, Bacillariales, Bacillariaceae.
AUGGUUUCCAUGUUGGAAGGAUGCUCAGAAGGCUGUGGGAUUGCCGCGGCUCUCAUUGCUGUCUUUACGUGGGGGACCUUUGGGGUUCCUCUCAAAUGCAACGUCAAUGUGGAAGUGAAUUUCUUUGUCAUGCAAUCCUACAAGACGCUGGUGUGCUUUUGCACUUCCUGGUUGGUCAUUUUUCUGGGCGAGCCGAUUCGAUGGACGCCCUGGGGAAUCGUGUCGGGUCUCUUUUGGGUACCAGGUGCCUCGUGUGGUAUCUAUGCGAUUCGGAAUGCUGGAGUCGCAGUGGCAGUGGGGACCUGGUCCUCCAUUCAAGUCAUUACGAGUUGCAUUUUUGGAAUUUUGAUUUUUCAAGAGUCCGUCAAGGAUACGAGUCAAACCAUCAUGGCCAUUAUGACGCUCAUGGUAGGGUUGGUAGGAAUGAGUCGCUAUUCGGACUCCUCCGUAGUAGCAGCAGCUACUAAAGAGGAAACAACGGUGCCGGAAUAUGCGCCAGUCUUGUCCACGGACAGUGAAGAAGGAGUGGGGGUUCCAUCCUAUUCCCCAGCUCCUCGCAAAAUCAAACGCACCAUUAGUGAUGGCAUAACGGAACAACGCAAAGUGAUUCCUUUUGAACUGGAACUACAGGAUGAUAUUUCCCAGCCCUUGAUUGAUACUUCGAUGGACCAUCAGUAUGCUGAUAAUUAUGACGAUGCCAAGGAUGGCAAGGAGAAAAUGGUACGAAUCUUUAACGGCCGCAUCGUACUAACCCAACGACAAAUGGGACUUUUGGCAGCCAUUGUGAAUGGCGCCUGGGGUGGUUUGAAUUUGAUUCCACUGCACUAUGCCCAGCGAGACAGCGGCAUGAGUGGAGCCUCCUAUCUGAUUAGUUAUGCCACUGGCUCGUUGAUCGUCUGUGUUUCCAUUUGGAUUGGUAUGUUUUUGUAUCAUUUCAUGAACAACCAACAAAAUGUUCAAGAAGCUCUGGAUCAAUUACCGGCUUUUCAUGUACGAGAAUUGGGAAUACCCGGUGUUAUGGCGGGUUUGUUGUACUCAAUUGGCAACUUUUGUUCCAUUCUGGCAGUGGCCUAUCUGGGACAAGGUGUCGGGUUUUCCUUUUGUCAGGGCCAACUAUUGGUCAGUGGACUCUGGGGUGUCUUUUACUUUGGUGAAAUUCAGGGCCGGGAAACCAUUAUCAAAUGGUUUGGGAGUGCUGUGGUCACUGUCACUGGCAUCAUUUGGUUGAGUGCGAUGCAUGAAAAUGCGCCAGCACAUUAA